Messenger RNA from Gymnodraco acuticeps, 3036 nucleotides. RefSeq names its product prolactin receptor a (gene prlra). Gene Ontology annotation, molecular function: cytokine binding; cytokine receptor activity. Gene Ontology annotation, biological process: cytokine-mediated signaling pathway. NCBI's taxonomy places the organism in Eukaryota, Metazoa, Chordata, Actinopteri, Perciformes, Bathydraconidae. Gene Ontology annotation, cellular component: membrane; signaling receptor complex; external side of plasma membrane. The record is from RefSeq and is a predicted model, not a curated record. The transcript has 9 exons. The coding region runs from base 313 to 2169 and encodes 618 amino acids.
GUCUGUCCGGUCUCACCCUCCUUUACUUCGGGCAACUCUCUCACCCGGCUCUGCAGAAACCAAUGCUGGGGGCGGGGUGUGCACGUGGGGCUGGGCUACUGUGCCCCGCCCUCCCCCUGGAUCACAGCCUCGGCGAGGAUGCGGGGAUUUCUUCGCUGGCGGACGGCUGAGCUGCCGGUUAUGCAUGUGUCCACGCCUGCUGUCAUCCCGGUAAACCAGUUACUCAAAUCGGUAAGUCUGCUGCUGCGGGAGCCAGUGGAGGAGUCACCACGGCCAAUGCACCGAGACUAAAACACCUCUCAGCUGCUGCCAAUGGGUUGUGGUGCCAUGAUGAAGAGCGUCAUGGAAGUCCUCUUGCUGUUGAUGCUGUUUUUUACAGCACAUGCAAAGGAAAAAAGCUACAGCCCACCAGAGAAGCCCACACAGACUAGAUGUCGUUCUCCGGAAAAAGAGACGUUCACAUGCUGGUGGGAGCCAGGCUCUGAUGGGGGUCUGCCAACUACCUACGCCUUGUACUAUCGCAAAGAAAACUCCGAGACAGUGUACGAGUGUCCCGACUACCACACAGCUGGAGAGAACUCCUGCUUCUUCAACAAGAACGACACGUCCAUCUGGGUCAACUACAACAUCAGCGUGGUGGCCACCAACGCACUGGGGAGGGCCUUCUCUGAUCCAGUGGACAUAGAUGUGGUUUAUAUUGUCGAGCCUAAUCCUCCAGAGAAGCUGACGGUGGCAGUCAUGGAGGAUAAGGGCUGGCCCUUCCUCCUUGUGUCAUGGGAACCGCCACAUAAAGCUGACACCCGCUCCGGUUGGAUCACUCUCAUCUACGAGCUCCGCGUCAGGCUGGAGGAGGAGGAGGACGACUGGGAGAUGCACCAUGCAGGCCAGCAGAAGAUGUUUAACAUUUUCAGCCUGCGCUCGGGGGGGGAAUAUCUUGUCGAGGUGCGCUGUAAACCCGAUCACGGCUUCUGGAGUGAAUGGAGUUCCACUUCCUACGUCAAAGUUCCUGACUAUUUCCAUCGGGAGAAGUCAAUGUGGAUCCUCGUUGCAGUCUUUUCUGCCCUCAUCUUCCUCAUCCUCACAUGGUUGCUGCACAUGAACAGUCACAGUCUGAAGCACUGUAUCCUGCCGCCAGUCCCUGGUCCUAAAAUCAAAGGAUUUGAUAAUAAGCUUCUCAAGAAUGGCAACUCUGACGAGAUCUUCAGCGCUCUGGUUGUGCCCAACUUCCCUCCGGCCUCAGCAUCUAAAUACGAGGAGAUGCUGGUGGAGUACUUAGAGGUGUAUGUCCCCGAGGAGCCAGAGCUGAUGUUGGAGGAGAGCAAGGAUCUACUUGACGGGUGCCUUAAAUCUGAGAACUCCAGAUCAGACAGUGACUCAGGCCGGGGCAGCUGCGACAGCCACACUCUGCUGAUGGACAAGUGCGGCGAAACAAAAGAAGAAGAGAGGCAAACAAAUCGGGAGAGCAGUCUGAUGGAGACACAGGGCUGGAAGGAGGAAGCUAUCAACCACGACACCAGUGGGAAGGUGAAGACCUGGCCCUCGGUGUAUUCUCCACUGCCUCAAUAUGGCUCAAACCCCCUGGACAAACAGAGCUCACUUGAGACGGCCAAGCAGCAUUCCCUCUCCACGUCCUCCUUCCUCACCCAGCCUGGCACCAAGGACGCUCUGGGACCGAGCUACACGGACUUCUGCUUGAGCAACAAAGAAAAUCAUCUCCAUCCCCAGACACUGGCCCAUCGGGCACUCCAAACCCAGAGCGAUGUCAACAUCUCCAACAUCGGAUGCAAACGAUCGCCCGCCACCGAGUACGUUGAAGUCCAGAGGGUCAACAAGGAGGAUAUGGUGCUCCUGCAGCCAGUGGUGUCCAGGUGUGGCCACAUUGAAGGUUGCCCCAACUUGCCCAAGGGGGAGGACUACAGCAAAGUGAAGGGGGUGGACUGUGAUAACAGGCUACUGCUGCAGAGAGAAGGGACCGGGGAAGACGUGUGCCCUUGUGUGGACCAGGAGACAAAUGGAGAAGGAGGAAACUGCUACACGUCCUCCACAGUUAGCACUACGCAGAAGCCUACAGCCUGCAUGUACACUGCCAUGCCACUACAGGAGGAAACGGCCCUCGCAUUGAAUGGUUAUGUUGACACUGCCACAAUGGGCAACCUGCCAUCCUGCUAAAGGUCCCAUAAGGUCAGGCACUGUGCCAGAUUUGGUUCAGGCCAGGACAAAGACUAUACACACUAAACACUGGAUUACCUUUAUUUACUUGAUGAAUUAUACUCUUUCUUCAACUUUAUGAAGAAUAUGAUUGAUUGCAUUAUGUGGUUUCUAUAUUCUGUCAUGAUUAAGUAUAUGUUUGAAUAUGUCAUACAUAUUGUUCUCCUGUCAGGCACGUUGCAUUCACUUUUUUUGAAAUGUCUUUCAUAAAAUACUUGAUCUCCACUGCUGUAAUCUCUCAUUGAAGGAUUGUACAAUCAAAAUGUCAGACAUUUUUGUUUUUAAUGUAUAAAAUGUAUUUUCUCUGCUUCCUGUAGAACAGAGGUCUGAAACUCGAGGCCCGGGGGCCAAAUCCGGCCCGCGACUUCAUUUUAUGUGGCCCCGCAAGAGCUUGCAAAGAAUAUAAUACGUUUAUUAUACGGUUACAUGCCACUUUACAGAAGCAGGUUGCCCAUAAACUACAUGUCCCACAAUGCAUCUCGUUUUGUGACAUGCGCACUGAAGAGACUUGCAAUUAUUUGCCCUGGACUUCUGCUUUCAGACGUAGUUAAUUACCUGUUAAUUACUAAGUUAUUAUCCUAUCCAAUAAUAAUAAUCCAAUUCAGAGGCAAUCAUGUAAUUUAAUACAUUAUUUUAUAUAUAUAUUAUAUAUUUAUAUAGUUACAACUGGCCCUUUGAGUGCAACCUUUAUGCGAAUGUGGCCCGCGAUGAAAUUGAGUUUGACACCCCUGCUGUAGAACAUUUAAAAUACAUUUGGGGGCCUAAAGCGCCCCCAGGUGGUCAGAGUGAAUCAUAUUGUAAAUAUAAUCUGAUAAAAUGUAUUUAUAA